AUGUCGGCAUCAGCACUUCUCAAAAGUCGUGUAAGACGCCCGAGCUACCUCAAGAAGCUUGCCAAAGCUGAGGAAUUGAUGCACCACUUCCCUAAUGGCAGCUACAUCGGCUGGUCUGGUUUCACUGGAGUUGGAUAUCCCAAGAAGGUGCCCACGGCUAUGGCUGACCAUGUCGAGAAGAAUGGCCUUCAGGGUCAACUCAAGUACAACUUGUUCGUUGGCGCUUCCUCUGGUGCUGAAACAGAAAAUCGAUGGGCCAAGCUCAACAUGAUCGAGCGUCGUGCUCCACAUCAAGUCGGUAAAGAGAUCGCAAAAGGAAUCAACAACGGCAAUAUCAAGUUCUUCGACAAGCACCUGAGCAUGUUUCCCGUGGAUCUUAUGUAUGGAUUUUACACGAGGGAGAAGGCAAACAACCGUCUGGACGUAGCUAUCGUUGAAGCUAGCGCCAUCACCGAAGAUGGAGGCGUAAUUCCUGGUGCUUCAGCUGGUGCAAGUCCUGAGAUUGUCCAAAUGGCGGAUAAAAUCAUCAUCGAAGUCAACACUGCUGCUCCUUCGUUUGAGGGUCUCCACGAUAUCACCAUGACUGAUCUUCCUCCUCGUCGCAAGCCUUACCUGAUUAUGGCCCCCGAGGAUCGUGUUGGCACUCCACAUAUUCCAAUUGACCCUGAGCGGGUUGUCGCUAUUGUCGAGUCGGACUACCCCGACCAGACUCAGCCAAAUGCACCCGAAGACGAUACUAGCAGAGCUAUUGCCAGCAAUCUUAUCGAGUUCUUGAAGUACGAGGUCAGCAAAGGACGUCUGCCUGAGAACCUCCUGCCACUUCAAUCUGGCAUCGGAAACAUUGCCAAUGCCGUAAUCGGUGGUCUUGCCGGAGGUAAUGCCGAUUUCAAGAACCUCAAGGUCUGGACCGAAGUACUUCAAGAUUCCUUCCUUGAUCUUUUUGAUUCAGGCAACCUUGACUUCGCAACUGCUACCUCUAUCCGCUUUUCUCCUGAUGGUUUCAAGCGUUUCUACGAUAACUGGGAGCACUACUAUCCCAAGCUUCUGCUUCGCAGUCAGGCAGUCUCAAACUCGCCUGAAGUCAUCCGUCGUCUGGGCGUGAUCGGUAUGAACACUCCUGUGGAGGUCGACAUCUACGCUCAUGCCAACAGCACUUGUGUCCUGGGCUCACGCAUGUUGAACGGUCUGGGAGGAAGUGCCGAUUUUCUGCGUUCGGCCAAGUACUCUAUCAUGCACACUCCAUCUACUCGCCCCAGCAAGACCGACCCCAAUGGUGUGUCUUGCAUCGUUCCCAUGUGCACUCAUGUCGAUCAGACCGAGCACGAUCUGGAUGUUGUUGUUACAGAGCAAGGUUUUGCUGAUUGUGCUCAUCCUGACUACGUGCCGAUCCUCGAGGACUACUUCAACAAGGCCGAGUUUGAGUGUUUGCGUAAGGGCAUGGGUCAUGAGCCUCACAUGCUCUUCAACUCGUUCGAUAUGCACAAGCAUCUUGUUGAUCAUGGAACCAUGAAGCUUGACAAGUGGAACUGGUAUGGUUGA
Molecule: messenger RNA, 1539 nt
Organism: Aureobasidium musti
Lineage: Eukaryota; Fungi; Ascomycota; Dothideomycetes; Dothideales; Saccotheciaceae
Source: the annotation of a GenBank genome assembly